Messenger RNA from Encephalitozoon intestinalis ATCC 50506, 252 nucleotides. Its product is annotated as DUF3317 domain-containing protein. The transcript has a single exon. The record is from RefSeq and is a predicted model, not a curated record. The coding region runs from base 1 to 252 and encodes 83 amino acids. Lineage: Eukaryota; Fungi; Microsporidia; Unikaryonidae.
AUGGGUGAAAAUAAACAAAGGAAAGAUACAGGUAGUCGUUUCCAUAUCCAUCGUAGAGCUCUUGGGUGGAUGCAAAAGAUAUACUACAGAUACUCUGUGGAGACGGGAAUCUGUGUUUUGGAAUGGUGGGAGUCUGUUCUUGUCAACAUUUACUUUUUAUUGCUGCUGUCUUCGCUAAUCAAACAGAUAGUAAGAAUAGGAAUUUAUUUAGCCGAUACAUUGAUGAAGUGGCAUUUCCUGGGUAGACCUUAG